Messenger RNA from Coffea arabica (coffee), 1939 nucleotides. RefSeq names its product maltose excess protein 1-like, chloroplastic. Lineage: Eukaryota; Viridiplantae; Streptophyta; Magnoliopsida; Gentianales; Rubiaceae. Gene Ontology annotation, cellular component: chloroplast envelope. The record is from RefSeq and is a predicted model, not a curated record. Gene Ontology annotation, molecular function: maltose transmembrane transporter activity.
UUGUUUCCCUCCUAAUUAAGCUCCCAAGUUCACACCGCCAUCCACCUCCUACGGAUCACGUUUUGAUAUCUGAGCUCCUUUAACUCAUUACUAUUUAUUUAUGCAUGUGAUUCUGUGCAUUCCAUUUCUUCCCAUUUCUCACCCUCUCUCUCUCUCGCCGCUCCUGCUGCUUUGAGCUUAUUGGUUAGUGUCAAAUUUCCUCCUCUCAACUCUCACCACCCUUUUUUCCACACACAAACACACCAAGAAACACACAGUCUUCAGUUUUAUCGAACUUAUUCCUGCAGUGCUGGAGUUGCCCCCUCUGCAGGAAAAAUCUUGUCAUAGCCCUGAGACACACAACGCAUGGGCAUAAAUUUGUGAUUUUUGUACUUUUGAGUUCGUAAAUGGCUGGCUCAGUAGUGCCUGUGAGUAAGGUGCCAUCACGUAAUUAUGGAUGUAUCAACUAUUGCAUCUCUGAGUACUGCACCUAUCGGUUACAGCCUCUUCAGUUUCAGCGCAAAUAUCUGCAACAAUCAUUACAUGGCAAACUUAAUUUUACAAAACGACUCUUGAAUGGCCCAUUAAUCUGCUGUGACAAGCUUAGGCCAGUAGCAGCACUUGAGUCAAAUGCUCCUGACCCCAUUCAACAGGGAUCUGAGAAUCUGAGGGGAGGCAAGAACUUUAAAGAAUGGAAUUCAUUAAGUGCAAAGUUUGCUGGAGCUUCAAAUAUACCAUUUUUGUUGUUGCAACUGCCUCAGAUUAUCCUCAAUGCCCGUAACCUCUUAGCGGGGAAUAAGACAGCAUUAUUUGCCGUCCCAUGGCUGGGGAUGUUCACUGGGUUACUUGGGAAUUUAUCUUUGCUAUCAUACUUCAUAAAGAAAAGGGAGACUGAAGUUGUAGUAGUGCAAACUUUAGGAGUUGUAUCCAUAUAUAUUGUUAUUACGCAGCUUGCUAUGGCAGGAGCUAUGCCUCUUCCUCACUACAUUGUCACUUCAACGGUGGUUUUUUGUGGCUUGAUUUUGAAUUUUAUGAAUUACUUUUACUUGCUUAAUCCUGGGAUCUGGCGUUUAUGGGAAGAUUUUAUUACGAUUGCAGGACUAUCUGCACUUCCACAGGUCAUGUGGUCAACAUUUCUUCCAUAUGUACCAAAUACUAUUCUGCCGGGUCUCUUAGCUUUUGUCAUUGCUGUGAUGACUGUUCUCAUGGCUAGGAUGGGCAAACUCUCAGAUAGAGGCAUCAAAUUUGUUGGGUCGAUAUCUGGGUGGACAGCUACACUUCUUUUUAUGUGGAUGCCUGUUGCACAAGCGUGGACAAAUCUCCGGAAUCCUGAAAAUAUCAGAGGGUUAUCAUCUGUCUCAAUGUUGCUUGCUAUGGUUGGCAAUGGACUUAUGAUCCCCCGUGCGCUCUUUAUUCGAGAUCUAAUGUGGUUCACUGGUUCAAGUUGGGCAAGCGUCUUCUAUGGUUGGGGGAACCUUCUAUGCCUCUACUAUUUUCAGUGUAUCAGCCGCGAGUUCUUCGGGGCGGCAACAAUCGGCCUUGUGGCUUGGAUAGGGAUGGCACUCUGGAAGGACACACAAGUUUAUGGAUACACUUCCCCCUUGACAUCCUUGAAGGAGUUGGUUUUUGGUCAUUGAAUUUACUGGUCCACCACGUCUGAUUUAAAUGUCGUUUGUCUGAAAUACACGGGUUAUCCAAGACUUCAUCAGAGACCGGUAGGAAUUGUGAACCAGGCUACUGGCUUCAAUAAGAGAAUUUCGGUUUAGAAACCCCUUUGUAGGAAUCACUCCUUGACCUUAUUCUUGACGAUUGGCACUGUCUUGCCUAUAGAUUCUCAACGAGUACAGUACAAUUCCUAUAUGAAUGUAACUCAAUGUUAUCUUUGACAAAGCAGAUGCAGUGUGCUUGGCAUGCAACGAUAGUGUUAAUAAAAUGACUGUGUUAAUAUUUUUCAAUACAA